AUUGAUAUUAUCUGCAAACGUGAUUGCACGAUUUUUACAAUUAAAAUUAAGGUUUAUUGAAUUUAUUAGGAUCAAGUUUAGAUUUCAAAUUAUUUAUAUUUUUCUAUUGGUUGUCAUAAUGCUAAGUAAUCUAUCAUUUCCCAAACUCAUUUCAACAGUUGGGACAUUAUUACUUCGUAACAGUGUUCGUCAUGCGUCAAAAAAAUCUGGUACAAGUACAGCAAAUGUUGGUGGCCGAGUUCGUCCUAAACAUAGAGGUAUCAGGUAUAACGAUGGCCGCGAAGUCCAGGCUGGCACCAUGUUAGUGUUGCAGAGGGAACUGAGAUUUCAUCCAGGUCUUCAUGUUGGUUUUGGGCGCAACGGCACAUUGUUUGCUUUGGAACAAGGUAAAGUAGUUGUUUCAUGCGAAAAAAUGGAUCCAAAUUGGAAUCACACUUGGGUUCAAAGAUUUUAUGGCCACCGUAAAGGACAGACAAUUUACAAAAAAUUCUUUAAUAUUAUACCAAAACCACAACAUAAUCGGUUUAAACUUGUUGAAUCUAUUUAAGCUGUUGUUAACAUUAAGAUUUUAGCCUGUGAAACCUAUUACUGUAAUUUUUUUGUAGAAAUUUUUUAAAUCAUAUUUACAUGAAAUAAAGAUAUUAUAAUUAUUUAAUA
This is a messenger RNA of Aphis gossypii (cotton aphid), 657 nucleotides long. It is a transcript of the gene mRpL27, whose product is annotated as 39S ribosomal protein L27, mitochondrial. Lineage: Eukaryota; Metazoa; Arthropoda; Insecta; Hemiptera; Aphididae. Gene Ontology annotation, molecular function: structural constituent of ribosome. The record is from RefSeq and is a predicted model, not a curated record. The coding region runs from base 119 to 547 and encodes 142 amino acids. Gene Ontology annotation, biological process: translation. Gene Ontology annotation, cellular component: ribosome; mitochondrial large ribosomal subunit. The transcript has 3 exons.